Messenger RNA from Oryctolagus cuniculus (rabbit), 7150 nucleotides. RefSeq names its product IQ motif containing H (gene IQCH). The record is from RefSeq and is a predicted model, not a curated record. NCBI's taxonomy places the organism in Eukaryota, Metazoa, Chordata, Mammalia, Lagomorpha, Leporidae.
GUAGAACAGGCCGGGCCGCGUGCCGUGUUGCCAUGGGGACGAGCGCUUCUCAGGUUUCCGAGCCUGGAGGCCGAGCCUUUGGGGGGAGGCAUCCCUCCUCGUCCUAGCCAUGGCACAGGAGACUGAAAACUACGACCCCAUCGGAACCAUCUUAUGCCAGGUCCAUGAUGACCUCCAUCAGUUAAAGGAGAAAUUAACAGAAUUCCCGCUUGAAGAGAAAGGCGAGACUCUAGACAUUCAGCAUCUUGAUACGGCAAUCCAGAGAACUGAAAUAGGAUUAAGAAUUCACAUUGAGAAGUACUUAAAUGUUGUAAACCAUCAUGUGUUAACAACUCCUAUCACUGAGAAUUUAUAUACUGUUCAGACUUCCAGAUGGCUGCUUCCAACUGUCGUCGACCAGAAGUCAUUUGUUUUCCCUCUGGAAUCUGAGGGUAAACUCUGGCAACCCCAAAAACAGCAGAGUUCAUUUCCACGUGUGCUUCCAAAAGCAAAGCAAAAGAUAGGGCUGGACAUGAAAAUCUUGCAGGAUCCGGAGAACAGCCACCACCGAGCCGCGGUCAAUGCCAGCUAUGGAAUCAGUUUGCCUUAUAUUAAUCAGAGGAAAGCACGUGUGAAGGUUCAGAAGCUGGUGAAAGGGUCCACCAUCUCCAGCCUCACCGUUCUGCCGUCUUCUCACCGCAUGGAUCCCUACUUCACCCCCGUGCCGGUCUUGCAAAAGGACGCCAGCAAGGGGAUUUUAAGUAUGCUAGAACGAGGCUUGAUUCCCCCCACGGCGAGGAUCACCUUUCAGAACCCGCCCGUGAUACCCAGAGCAGCCCGUCUGCAUAAGUUUGAUGAACCACGUAAGACUCCAGCUGCAGCUCCCUUCGCCAUACUUAAGAAGCCACCGAAGCCUCCCGUGGAAGUGAAAGUCCAUCACAAGAAGCCGAGAGCGAAGGGGAAGGGCAGGAGGUCAAGAGGACAGCACACUCAGAAGUCCAUGAAAAUCACAACGCCUUGUAGACCUCUGAAGUCACCGUGGGAUUACGCCUUCCCCAUCUAUAACGGCACCAUCGACAAGACGGACCCAGACUUCUUAGCGUUCAAGGAGCAUUUUAGCUCAGCCUGGGGGAGCAUUUUUUCUCUGCUGGAACACCUGGAGAAGUUUCUCCGAGACUACGCGAUCCCGGAAGUGAAAGUGAAAGGGACUAAUCUGGUGGCCCUCCUUCCCGAGAUGGAGCUGAAGCACAGGCCCACCCGGGAGGACCUCCUGUCCAUGCUGGAGGACCCCGUUCGCGUCCAGAUGCUGCUCAGUAUCCCCGGGCAGAGGUUCAAGGGCCGAGAGGGAAAGUUAAACGCCGCUGUGAAGAUUCAAGCCACGUGGAAGUGCUACAAAGAGAGAAGGCUGUUCCUCCUGUACCGCGCGCAGAAGUGGGCGUCAGGUGUCAUUGCCAUCGCCUGGCUCUUACACUGCCAUAAGACUCGGCUGAAGGCCAUCCUGAAGGAGUCGCGGCAGAGACACCUGGAGAACUUCCGCAUCCGAGCCAAGCAUCUGGCAGCCAACUGGAAUCGCAUCAAGACCUCGAGGAGGACUAUUAUCCAUAUCCCGUCAUUAGGAUAUGCCCAGUCUGUGCGGGAGCGCAUCGCCGACCUCAGCACACAGCAGAACAUGCAGCUGGGCAGGCUAUGCGACAUCAUCGAUACCAACGUGAACGUCAUCUACAUCUGCUCCCACGACAUGGACGAGGAGUUGAUGCUGUAUUACCAAAAAAUCCUGAGUCUGCGCGCUGCCGUCAAAUCGGGCAACACCGAGGACAGAAGUGACUUGCAGGACAGGUUCAAGAUCAUCACCCCUGAAGCCGUGAACAUCUUCACUAAGCAUCACAUGUGCCUGGCCACUCACCUGAUGUACAGUCCCAAGGCAAUCAAAAGAAUAAAAAACCUCAUCCAAGGAAAGGAGGCCUACAUCGUGGGCGGGGUCCUCCACCGAGACGACUUGGCCGUGGCCGAUAUGUUGGAUGUGCCCAUCUUGGGCUCGGAGCCUGGGCUCGUCCACCUUUACAGUAAAAAGUCUGGAAGCAAACGGGUCUUUGACAGCACAGGUGUGCCCGUCCCUCCUGGAAUACACGACAUCUAUACUUACCAACAGAUGAUAGAACAGCUGAGCCAGCUGGUGGCCGAUCACCUGCGGAUCCAGCGCUGGCUCUUCAAAAUGGACUGCGAGUUCGGAGGAAAUGGGACGGCGUUCUGUGACAUCCCCGCCCACCUCAAGUGCCACAAGUGGGUGCUGAAGGAGAGCGACAAGUAUGGCCACGAAGACUGGAAGAGGAAGUGGGCACAGGAGCCGGCUCUGGCGAAGAUCUCCAAGGAGCUGGCGGGCAUUUUAGCACAGCACGCACAGCCAGUCAACGCGAGACGCUUCCCGACGUGGAGGAAAUUCCUGCAGACGUUUCUCAGCCAAGGGGGCGUGAUCGAGGCAUUCCCGCCUGCAGACAGCGUCACCAACCUGACAGUGGACAUGCUGAUAGAGCCCGGCGGGGACGUGAGGGUGCUGUCCACCGGCGACCAGCUGCACGCCGAGAGCCCCUUCAUCUCCUCGGGCACCAGCAUGCCACAGGCCUCCGUGGAUCCCCAAGUUCUCUGUUCUCUGUGCCUCCAAGUCGGAAAUGCCUGUAAAAUGAGAGAUGUGGUUGGUUACUUUUCUAUAGAUCUGGUGACUUUCAUUGACCCAAGCACCUUGGAGCAGCAGGUGUGGGCAACGGGCCUCAACCUCUCCUACAGCGACCAGCUGGCCCUGACGCAGCUCACCUUGUACCUGACCAGUGGCCGCCUGGACUGCGGGCAGAGCACCCUGGAGGUGCCCCGCUUGGUUCUCAAGAAGGAGAAGAAGAGGAGGUUCCUUCGCAAUCUGCCAGUGCUGUCGAAGGCAACGAGCCGCUAUGCAGUGAUGACCACCCAGCUGCAGCACAACAAUCUCUCGCUGGUCUUCCCCUACGUUUUUCUGCAGAUGUGCAAGGCCCACGGCAUCGGCUAUGACAUUGAGGACAGACAAGGAACUAUUUUUAUAUUAUAUGAGCACCUGAAGAGAGACAAGCUGGGAAUGCUAACAAUCGGCGUGGAUCUCCAGGGGGUCCUCACGACCUUUGCUCGCCAUCUCUUCAUCAUCCAUCAAGAAAUAUCAGCACCUAAUAUGCAAGGCGAGACCAAUUUUAAGACCCUCAUCAGGGACAUCGAAAACAUUCUAGGAGUGACAGAGGAAAACAAAAUGAGAUUUAAGGAAGAGCUGCCGCAAGCCUGACAGAUGAGCGAGACCUUCCGACUUUGGAUCCCAGCCUGGAGCAAAGAAGGGAGAUGUUCUUUUCGCUGGGAAAAAUAAAAUUGUGUGUGUGUGUGUUGGGGGGGGAUUAGUUGGCUUUGUUUGCAAAGAGGUGACUCAGGACAGAUUGUAAGAUAAUUCUUUUUUUAAGAAAUUCUUUAUUAAGUGAUCCUAUUUUAUUUAUUAAACCAAAACAGGCUGGCCCUUUCACUUGAAAGUGUUAAACCAUCCCUUCCUUUUCUCAAACUUUAGGAAAAAAAAAAGAACCCGAUAAAGGAAAAAAGUUACCAUCCUAACUUCUAGAUCCUCUUUAUAAGCUUCGGGAUGGUGGAACUUUUGUUCUUUGUGGCUUACGAAGUUUUCUCCUGUUUCUAGUAGGAAUCUAUCUUCUGCAUUUUAAAAAUUGAAUGAAGGCAUAAUCAUUGCUAUUUGGCAAAACCCAAAUAUCUUUUUUUCCCCAAGGAAAUUACAUUUACAUGAAUUUUUAAAGUGAUGCUUUCUCGUUCAUUGUACCCAGCCACUAUUGUUUGCUGUUGUUGCCACAUUCGAAAAAGUGGAAUAAGCCGACGCCCGGUUCACAAGCGUCAGAAUCUAUCUAGGUGGCAGUAUCCGCUCUUCGUUCGCGAUCCUUUGUAACUCAGAGCCUCCUCGCUUGAAUAAACACUUGAAUCCCCUAGUUCUCUGUUUAAUACAGCGGUAGGAUUUUUACAUGCGGAAUUCAACUGUACCUUUCACAGGGCAAAUUGUUAAAGAUCGGCAAUGCUAACACUCUCAGCGUGCGCUUCAUAACUGCCCCCAAAUAUUUCUACAUCAGCCAGCUUUACUGGAGGUUGAAAUACUCAAGGUGUGACCCCCCCAAAACACAUCGUUUUAAAGAAUUGCCUUUGUGUCUACAAAAAUAAAUGAGUGUGUCGGGGGGUGGGGUGGGGGACAUAUGGGUGUUUUUUCUUUAAACCUAUGGAAUUUCAGUGAUUUUCUUUUUAAACUGUGCCUCAGCCACCGGCUAAGAGUUUCUGCAAGCAAAUUACCAUUUGUGUGUGUGUCAGCGUUUGUUUUGCUAUAGUUGGAAAUACAUUAAUUAGCCAGGUUGCCUGCCUGCGCGAGGUAGCACAAUGACCUCUUUUUCUGGCCAGCUCUCUCCGAGCCGGACGAGGGGCCCAUUGUCCAGACACUUGACGGAUAGGAAGCCCUCCUUGCCCAUUAGAGCCAUGCCUUGGUGGCAGCCAGAGCAACAUAAGGUCCAAGAGACUCAUUAGUUCACUGGCACAGUCGUGUCCUGGGAGUCAAUGGAACCCUCUGUCUCCUUCUGGCUCUCAUCUGCUCUGGACUUUAAAAGAAAACUGUCUCCGUUUUGUUCGGCACAGCAGUAGACCAUUCACGUGGCGCAAACGCCCGCUGAACAGGACAAAACUGGUAAAUCCAUCAGGGAAGUUUCGUGUGUGAAUUUUGAUUAGCACCGUAGAGCCUGAAGCUGCUGGCAGUGGCCACGGGAGUUUGCUCUCCUGGAUGGCUUUUUAAAAAAAAAAUUUUAAACCCACGUGCUUGGUUUCUCAAACAAUGGCCAGUUGCUUCUUUGCCUCAUCAUUAACAUACCCCCACAGAAUGCCUGUUUUCAAGUUCUGGGCCUUAUAAGAUUAUCUAGCUAAAAUCCUACCCACGGCUUCAGAGGGAAAGGCGAAAAAUGGGUCUAAUAAAACAGCCACUUCAAGUAAUUAAGGGGAAGAAGCCAGAGGACCAGAUUAAAUUAGUGAAAUGUUUUAAUUACAGAGCAUCUGAGAAGAAGCAUAGUCCGUUAUCUUUUAACACACGUGUGUUACAGAGAUACCGUGCGACUGGCCAGCUAAGCUAAGCUUGAGAAAGGAAUCACUUAUCCCUGGACAGCGCAUGAAACUGUCAGAAUGAACCAAGCUGCUGCGAUCCCAAACAGGAAACGGAAUCUGGGUGGGUAAGAGGAUUCUGGGGAAAGGAUGUGUAGGUUAAGCAGAGAGCAGAGCUGUCUAAUCGUGAGCGAACAAUGAAUGGCCCAUGGUUUAAUGUGGAAUGUUUGCAAUGGUUGGAGAAGCAAACUGUACUAACCAGUUAGAAUAACUUUGUCCGGCAAUUGUCUCCCUUAAUUCAUUGCCGAAGCGAUACGAACCUUAAAGAAGUUAGAUAAGAUUAAGUGGCAGGAACCUGUGCUGUCUUACUUGCCAGUCUGCUAUAUGCUUAUGUUUCCCGUUUAUCGAACAUUUACCAGGGGCUAGGUAUGUACUGCACUACGGGCUUUCUCAUUGCUAUUUGAUUGCAGCUUUCCAACAACUCCAGGUGUGUGGAUACUGCUAUCCUUAUUGUAUGUAUAAGAAAAAAUCACCCUGUGGCUCCGGCUAAGUGAAAAGAAGUUUUUGACUUGCUCUCUUUUACCACAACUUCUAGCAAGCACGCGAAGUGGAAGGCUCAGCGUCGCCCGCCACAGAACAUAAGGGUUCUUUACUCCUUUCUAAUAGUCCCUAGGACGUUGCAUAAAAUAUAGAAAUUUGCACACACGUCCUGCAAAGGAAAUAAACUUGUACAGGUGACAGCAUCACAAGACGUCAUAAUUAUGUGAUCGAAGAAAUCCGGAGAAGAAAAAACGGUGAGAAUGGAAUUCUAUGGCAAUGGAUGCGUAAGACCACAAUGGAAAACCCAAGACAGAAGGCGCAAGAGAGUUUAGAAGUCACGGUCCGUGGUUCUGAGAGACGGAUAGGAGGUCAAGAAACCCUAGAAGGGUUAAGAAUGGGCUUCCAACCACAAAAUGUGGAAUAACCAGAGAGGAAUUUGGGGAGCACUAUUUCAGCAAUGGCACCCUAAGAAUUGCAAGCAUUCUAUUUUUCACGUAUAACAAUAUGUAUUUUGUGAUAAGUAGUAGAUUAGUAACCAUCUGAUGGCUUUAACAAUUAAUAAUCAUUUGUGUUCAUCUGGCACCUUUCUUGUAAAGACCUCAAAGCACUUUGCAUUUAUUGUCUCCUUAAUUCCCAACACUGUCCGUGUGGGGAAGGUAACAAGUAUUGUAACAUUUAAAUGUUUUUCUUUCAGAAUUUCUCAAGCAUACGUGAAUUAUUUUUUCCAAAAAUGUAAAUUCUCAUUAGUUUUAUUUUGCUGUUGCUAUGACUUCGGUGUGCAUAACAAAUGUGUUCAAUCCCUUCAAGGUGUUGCUACUAAUCAUGGUAAAUCUGAUCAUGUGAGGGUGGAGAUUGGGGGAAGGGGUGAGAAUUAGGCUUUGCUUUCCUCCCAGAAGGAGCUUGGUGGGAUCAUUGUGAGGGCAUGUAGAAGGUGCUGUGGUUCUUCCACACGUUUUAUACGUCUCCUUCCUUCCCCAAGGUGUGUCACGGGAAGGUCAGCACUAUACCUAAGAGCCUGAGGCAGGCUGAGCUACUAUUUUUUUUUAAAAAAGAUUUUUAUUUAUUUAUUUGAGAGGCAGAGUUACAGACAGAGACAAGGACACAGAGAGAGAGAGAGGUCUUCCAUCUGUUGGUUCACUCCCCAAAUGACCUCAACAGCUGGAGCUGAACCGACCCAAAGCCAGGAGCCAGGAGCUCCUUCCAGGUCUCCCAUGAGGGUGCAGGGGCCCAAUGACUUGGGCCAUCUUCCAAUGCUUUCCCAGGCUCAUUAGCAGGGAGCUGGAUUGGAAGAGGAGCAGUCAGGACAUGAACCAGCACCCACAUGGGAUGCCGGAGCCACAGGCAGAGGCUUGAUAUACUGCACCACAGCACCGGCCCCUGAGCUACUAUUUAUACGAUUGCUUUAGUAAGGCGUUCAGCAAACAUGAGGCAGGGACAUUCUGUUAAGAUCACACCCCAAAUGACCACAGAACACUAAGAUGAGAAGCCUAAGUCCACA